CGCAAGUCUUUUUCAGGGGGUAGAAACGCUAGUCAUAGGUGACUCUGUUACACGUAAAGUUAGGCUACACUCGCCAGCGACAGUUAUUUGCCUACCCGGGGCCAGGGCUCCCGACAUUGAAGCUAAACUUAGGGUGCUAACAUGCGGUGAGACCUCAUACGGAGUUAGAUUAGAUGCACCAAACACCGACAUUAGCUUCGACAACAUUGUAGUUCAUGUCGGCACCAACGAUGCUAGGACAAGACAAACUGAGGUCACAAAAAGCAACAUAGCUAGGCUUUGUGACUUCGCCAGAAAGAUGUGUCGGCAUCGAUUAAUUCUCUCUGGCCCUCUACCCGAUAAGGGUAAUGAUGAGCGUUAUAGUAGACUAUUGUCUCUAAAUCGCUGGCUGGCCCUAUAUAGCUCAGAGCAGGGCUUUGGUUUCAUAGAUAACUGGCCCUCCCUGUGGGGUCGCCCUGGUGUGCUCAUGAGAGACGGCCUACACCCUACUGGGUUAGGUGCCUCAAUUAUGUCAAAAAACAUAGAUAGAUGUCUUAGUCAGGCGUGACUCAUCCACUCACAGCACGCUGGGCUGCAGGAGUUUAGUAAACCUGCUAGCAACAUGAUAGUCUACGUUGCAGAGUCUAGAACAGAGUCUAGAAUAGCAGAUGGGUUAGCUGAACCAGGAUCUAUUGCACCAAUUGUUUCAGAGCUGAGUGUUAACCGGACUCCCUCUGUAACUAACGCUGUACCUAUAUGUACGGUGGGCCAAAACUGCAUGUCAAACCGCAUGUCAAAUCGCAUGUCAAAUCGCAUGGUAAAUCGCAUGACGCAUGACGCAUCGCAUGAAAUUAACGCUGUACCUAUAUGUACAGUCGUGCAAAAUCGCAUGUUAACUCGCAUGACAGAGCUGAGUGUUAACCACACUCCCUCAGAAAUUAACGCUGUACCUAGUACAGGCGUGCAAAAUCGCAUGGCAAAUCGCAUGAUAAACCGCAUGUCAAAUCAAAUACUAACAACUAACCGGACUCCCCCUGAAAUUAACACUGUACCUAUAUGUACGGUGGCGCGGCCCCGCUCUGUCUCGAGGUGUAAAACCCGCAGGCGAGCGCCGCGACCAGUAUGUCCAACUCUGGCGAUCCCACUGAUCGCCUCAGAGCUGAGUGUUAACCAGACUCCCUCUGAAAAUAACCCUGUACCUAUAUGUACGGUGGUGCGGCCUCGCGCUGUCUCGAGGUGUAAAACCCGCAGACGAGGGCCGCAACCAGUAUGUCGAAACCGCGGUAUCCCCUUGACCGCUUCAGAGCUGAGUGUUAACCAGACUCCCUCUGAAAAUAAUAAAAGGGAAGUACUCAGAAUAGGGUUCAUGAACAUAAGGUCGCUUUCAUCGAAGGCGCUCUUGGUCCAUGAUUUAAUUAUUGAUAAAAAGAUUGACAUACUGGGGCUUUCUGAAACCUGGUUAAAACCAGAUGAGUUUCUAGCCUUAAACGAAGCUACUCCACCCCAUUACGUUAGCACCCAAGUAUCUAGAGAAGUUAAGAAAGGUGGUGGAGUAGCCCUGAUAUCUAAUUCUAAGCUUAAUUUAAAGCCGAAGAAUAGAUAUAUUUUCAGAUCCUUUGAGGUGCUAGCGCUCUGCACCUCAGCUCCUCGAGAAGCAAAACGAGUUCCAGACUCUUUUGUUUUAGCUGUAGUAUACCGUCCUCCAGGACCGUAUUCAGUUUUUCUGGAUGAGUUUUCUGACUUUGCAGCUGAUUUGGCUACAUAUUCAGACAAUAUUUUGCUUAUUGGGGAUUUCAACAUUCACGUGAAUAACCCGUCUGAUGCCCUCGCAAGGGCUUUUCUGUCCAUUACAGAUACGCUUGGCUUCAAACAGCUCGUCCAGCAACCAACCCACAUCGGUGGAAACACGUUGGAUCUCGUUCUGACCCGCGGUGUUGACAUUUCGCAGCUAGUGGUCUCUUCCUACACCUCAGCUUUAUCAGACCACUUUUUGCUCACUUUCCAGGUGGUGGUAUCCUGCCCCUGCGACGAUCAGCAAGCUACUUUCAGCUGUCGCCGCAUCACACCUGCAACCAUUACAGCUAUGGAAGAUAAGUUAUCUGGUUCACUUGCACCUCUCUGUAACUAUAGUGGUUCUGUGGAGUGCCUUACUGAUGACCUCAACAUUGCCUUGUCUGUUGCCAUUGAUUCAGUUGCUCCGUACGUAACUAAAAAACGAACAUUGAAAAAACCAGCUCCUUGGUUUAAUGCAGAAACUCGCAUUUUGAAGCGAAAUUGCAGGAUCCUUGAACGCAAAUGGCGCUCGACUAAACUUGAGGUCUUUCAUCUUGCAUGACAUAAUAGUCUGAUCACCUAUAAGGGUGCGCUGACUAUCGCCAGGAACGCCUACUUUUCUAGUAUCAUUAAUUUGAAUAGAAAUAAUCCUAAAUUUCUUUUUGACACGGUGAGGAGUCUCACUCAGAAACAGAAUCAGACCGUAAGGCUCCUCGAUCUCGGCAGGUGAAUUCAUGGAUUUCUUUGAGAAUAAGAUUCAAUCAAUUAGAGAGGAAAUUGAUGCUUACCGGGCGGCUAAUCCUACACAUCCUGUGGGGCAGGAUGGGGUUCUGCCAAGUAGGAUGGUGAACGCUGACGCAACUCUUUUGGAGUUUAAGGCGAUUUCCUUGGUGGAACUUGAAAGGGUGAUAAAGGCCUCAAAGCCAACAACUUGUAUGUUGGAUCCGCUCCCUUCUAGGGUUCUUAAGGAACUUUUUCCAACGGUGGGGCCUGUUAUCCUCUUGCUUAUGAAUCUUUCGUUUUCAACAGGAAUUGUUCCUUCCAAUUUCAAGGCUGCGGUGUUAAAA
Gadus macrocephalus (Pacific cod) is the source of this 2819-nucleotide messenger RNA. RefSeq lists its product as uncharacterized. The transcript has a single exon. Lineage: Eukaryota; Metazoa; Chordata; Actinopteri; Gadiformes; Gadidae. The coding region runs from base 602 to 2314 and encodes 570 amino acids. The record is from RefSeq and is a predicted model, not a curated record. Gene Ontology annotation, molecular function: catalytic activity.